This is a messenger RNA of Plasmodium knowlesi strain H, 2253 nucleotides long. Its product is annotated as DNA-directed RNA polymerase III subunit RPC5, putative. The record is from RefSeq and is a predicted model, not a curated record. NCBI's taxonomy places the organism in Eukaryota, Apicomplexa, Aconoidasida, Haemosporida, Plasmodiidae. Gene Ontology annotation, biological process: DNA-templated transcription. Bases 1 to 2253 code for a protein of 750 amino acids. Gene Ontology annotation, cellular component: nucleus; RNA polymerase III complex. The transcript has a single exon.
AUGAACGAAGACCUGAAGGAAUUGAGUAACUACAAAUAUGAUGAAGAGGAGUCUGAUGGGAAUUCCAAAACCUCCGUCUCGGAGGAUGAUGAAGAAAUUGAAGAAGAAAUAGAUAUUUACCUGAACAAUAUUAACGAAAAUAACCUGAACAAUAUUAACACGUAUCUUAUCCAAUACCCCCUGAGACCAAAAUACAGACCAUACAAUUAUACAAACAAUAUACAGAAAAUAUAUACCUCUAAGAAUUAUAACAAAUUAAAACAAAUAAGAGGUAAAUGCAAUACGAAUGAAGAAACAUACGUUUUCGAAUACAAACUGAAUGAGUACAUGAACAUGAAGGAGGAGGAAGAUUGCCACGAAUCGAUUACUAUUUAUAGGGAUUCAGAGAAUGAUAGGAAUAUAAGCAGACUAAUCAGCACGAGUGUUAUAUGCGAAUAUAUAACAAAUUGCGUUUGCCUAUUUCAAUAUAAUGAAAUAAAGAAGAAGAAAGAAAUUUACAUGGUCCCUUUAAAACAUAUCUAUCAGUUUAAACCAUGGCAUGAUAACAUAAAAUUGGAUAUGGACGUGGAAGGGGGGAAAAGCAAAUCCAAUGAACCUGUUCAGACAAAUAAUAUAAAAGAAAAUUCUGAACCAGGGGAGAGUAAAUACCCAAGUGAAACCAACCAACCAGUUACUGCGGAACAUCAAUGGACAAGCAUUGUAAAUAUUUAUGAACCAGAUUCUCUGGAGGCUCAAGAAAUGUUGGAACUCUUCACCAAUAUCAGCAAGAGAAAUGAUAUUCUUAGUUGCAGGGCUGAUGAUGAUACGGGAGAUAGUUAUAACCUUGGGGGAGAGAAAAGCAACAUCACCACCAAAUUUAACAGUAGCGGUUUAAGAGAAAAUUAUAAUGAAGAACCCCUCCAAAUAAUGUUCCACAAUGAUGGACAGAUGUACCUAAAUCAUAUGUGUAAAAACGCCAAGGAAGACAACACCAGUCAUUUGCCAUCAGACGGAAAUCUAAACGAUCGUAAGUUCAAAGACAGCAGUAGACACAGUAACACUCUGUACAAAAGUGAAGAAGACGUGAGUACCAAUUUGAAUAUGCUGUAUUUCUUUUCGCUAAGUCUGGAUGAGCAAAUUUUAAAAAUAAUGAGAUUGAAAAAUGUUCAGAGGUUUGGUGAAAUUCAGAAAAUUAUAAAAAAAAAUAUCGAUCAGGAUAUUUUGCUAAACACUAUCCAGAAAUAUUGUGUCAACAUCCUAGGGUUAUGGGUCAUAAAAUCGAAAUAUUUAUAUAAAUUUCUAAAAGGAAAGGAACCGAAAAGUGAUAUUGAGAAGGAGAAAAUAAAAAAAAAUAUGGAAAGUUUCUCCUACAUGGAUUACAAAAUAAGAGUUCGUGAUUUAUUACUGGUAAUUAUAUUCAAGCAGGUGGAGCCCAUUCUACUGAAGCAUGUGUACAAUAUCAAGGUCGGGAAAAAGGGUCUUAAUGAUCAAAGGAGGAGAGGGGAAGAUGAUAAACGUAGCGAUGUGGAUAAUAAUAGCAACCUUUACAGAAACUCAGAUCCUGAUGCAGAUUCCAAAAAAAUCAAUUCUUCUACAUCUAUCCUGAUGGAAAACUUUGAAAAGGCCACCAAUCUACCUAACAAUGCACUUUCAGAAAUGUUCCAUCCUCUAUGCGAAUAUAAAUAUACAGGCUACUUUUUCAAGCACAAAAUGGAUGAAGAAUUUGUAAAUAAGAAUACCCAGUUAUGCCUAUCGAUUAAUGAAAAGUGGAAAAAGAAAAUGGUGAAAAUUGCGAAAAUUAUUCAAACUUAUAAAAAUAGCAAAAUAGUAAUUAAUGAUUACAAACUGGAUAUUAGGACAUUGGAAAAAAACAUCACAGAUGUGCUACAUAAUAAUUGCAUACCUUUUGAUGAUAUAUAUAAUAAGAUUAAAAAGGAUGCGAAAAAUACGAAUAUAGACUUACCAUUUUUUAUGAAGGCGCUAAAUAACAUCGCCCUUCAAAUUAACAAUAUGUGGUUUUUGCGAAUAGAGAAUCAGAGCGAGUUCAACAAAUGCAGGAACGCUGUUAUUAACAUUUUUCAAACGAACCAUAAUGCUGUUUUCUCAAAAAAUGAAAUCGUGAAGCGUGUUGAAAUGGCUAUUCAAUCCACCUUAACCAUUCCUGAUAUUUAUUUUAGGAACAUCUUAAAAGAGUUCUGCGUUCAGAGGAAUGGGGUGUAUUUUUUUAAGGGUAACGAUUCGCUCCGCGAGGGUGAGGCGGCUCGCUGCGGCUGA